Penicillium griseofulvum is the source of this 3753-nucleotide messenger RNA. Its product is annotated as Glycoside hydrolase, superfamily. Bases 1 to 3753 code for a protein of 1250 amino acids. Gene Ontology annotation, molecular function: chitin binding; hydrolase activity, hydrolyzing O-glycosyl compounds. Lineage: Eukaryota; Fungi; Ascomycota; Eurotiomycetes; Eurotiales; Aspergillaceae. Gene Ontology annotation, biological process: carbohydrate metabolic process. The transcript has 6 exons. The record is from RefSeq and is a predicted model, not a curated record.
AUGUGGACGCAUAGAGGCCUUUUCCACCUGCUUGGGUGGUGGGCACUGUUGUUGUUCGUCCUCACCCAAGCCCAGGACUGCAGCAGCGACAAUCCCUGUGCCACUGGAUGUUGCAGCAAGGACGGAUACUGUGGCAUUGGCGACGAUUACUGCGGUGCUGAUGUCUGUGUUGCCUCCUGUGACUACAAACCCGAUUGCGAUGCAUCCAACCCGUGCGCGACAGGAUGCUGCAACAAAUAUGGAUACUGCGGCCUUGGCCCUGACUACUGUGACUCGGAAGUAUGUGUAGCCGGAUGCGAAAGUAAAUCAUACUGUGACCCCGGUGGCUUCGGCGAAUUCUCCGAAGUGUCCAAGUGCCCUCUGAACGUCUGUUGCUCGAAGUUCGGCUUCUGCGGUCUGACCGAGGAGUUCUGCGGCAAGAAGAAGGUCAAGCGGCCGUCAUGCGAAAAGGCAGGCAGUCUGAACCGGGUGGUGGGAUACUACGAAGGCUGGUCGGUCAAGCGGCCGUGCAAUGUCUUCUAUCCUGAGCAGAUUCCCAUGGGUGUGUACACCCAUUUGAACUACGCCUUUGCCGCUAUUGACCCGGACACCUUCGAAAUCCAGCCCGCCAGCACCUAUGAGGGCAAUAUGAUGAAACGCUUGACAGGCUUGAAAAGGAUUGAUCCUGAUCUCAAGGUGUUUGUUGCCAUUGGUGGAUGGACUUUUAACGACCCGGGUCCGACAGCCACUGUCUUUUCUGAUCUAGCGAGAUCGAAAGAUAACCAGGAUAAAUUUUUCAACUCCUUGACGAGUUUCCUGGCGAAGUACGACUUCGAUGGUGUUGAUCUUGACUGGGAGUAUCCAGCGGCCGACGACCGUAGUGGUCGCGAGGAGGAUUUUGAGAACUUCCCCAAGUUCAUGGCCAACCUCAAAGAUGCAUUGAAGAAAACGGCUGGCCGAGAUGGUCUUAGUAUCACGCUCCCUGCGUCGUACUGGUAUCUCCAGCAUUUCGACAUUGUGAAGCUGGAGAAACACAUCGAUUUCUUCAACAUGAUGACAUAUGAUUUGCACGGUACAUGGGAUAAAGGUAAUAAGUGGUUGGGCGAGUACCUCCUUGCACAUACCAAUUUGACCGAGAUCACCAAUGGAUUGGAUCUGCUCUGGCGGAACGACAUUUCUCCCGAGAAGGUUGUGCUUGGUAUGGCCUUCUAUGCACGUGCCUUUACAGUGUCCGAUACGAGCUGUAUGGACACUGGCUGUCUGUUUGACUCAGGCGCCAAUGCCGGCAAAUGCAGCCACGAAGUGGGCAUCCUGCUCAACUCGGAGAUCAUUGACAUCAUGGACGAUGGCGACCUGAAGUCUGAACUCGACAAGGAGGCCGCCGUCAAGAUUCUCAAAUACGACACCAACCAAUGGCUCACGUAUGAUGACGGGGACACGUUCAAACUUAAAGCCGACUUCGCGCGAGGCCAGUGUCUCGGCGGCGUCAUGGUCUGGGCUGUUUCCCACGAUACUAAAGAUGGCAAAUUCACGCGUGCGCUAUCCGAAGCGGUUGGGCGAAAGGCCGUAGCGCUGGCCAUGACGUCGGAGAGUCCGGAUGACACCAAGGUGGUCAAAUAUCACCCGCAAUGCAAAUGGACGAAUUGUAUGAUCGACUGUCCCAGCGGGUGGUCGCGUGUUGCGCGAGGCGAUGAUGGUCACCGCACGGACGAGCAUAUGUGGGAUGAAACUGGCUGCGGUGGCGCCGGCGAGCACACUCUUUGUUGCCCCCCGGAUGCCGACCUGCCCACAUGUGGUUGGUAUACACACAACAAUGGCAAAUGUGACCCGACAUGUCCGGAUGGCAUGGUGGAAGUGGGCUCCAACAGCAUGUACUGCAACAAUGGCAAAUACCAGGCGGCCUGCUGCACGACGAACACCAACAGCACCAAGCUAUACGGACAGUGCUCGUGGUCAGAAUGGCCGAUGUGUGAUGAUGGAUCAUGUAGCAAUACCGAGAUUGCCUCCUCCACCACAGGCAGCGGCGGCGCCUCUUGCAACAUGCGUGCGGCGAGUUUAGAUGGAAGCAUUUGGGAAGUCCAGGAGCGCAAGUAUUGCUGUGACAAAAAGGAUGACGAACAAUGGGAGGACUGCGAGUGGAAGACAGAUAUUGGACUUGCCCUCGCUGGUCACGGCGUCAGCAACGGAUACUGUCUCAGCGGCUGUCCAGAUGAUACUGUCCGGGUGGCCCUGGAUAAAUGGGGAGGCGACUGUGUAGGUAGGGGCGCCCGGGCCAAGUGCUGCAAGGCCGAUUUCAACACCAUCACCAAGCGUGCGUACACCGACGAGGAGGAAGACCUAGCGGAACUAGUCCAGGAAUUCAUGGAUGAUCAAACCUGCGGCUCUAACAGUUGGUAUCUCAAGCGCGAGGUGGACUUCCAUCUCGAGCAUGGAAAUCUGACUUCCCUGGCCAUGCCUAUGCCGUUGACACGACGAUCCAGUCUGAAGUCGCAGGAGAAGAUGGAGGACCUGCUUAAAGCCAUUGCGGUUCAGUAUGGCGCCAGCGUCGUCAAGCGAGACAUUUGGGAUGAGUAUGUUGUCUCCGAAUAUGAAAACCUGACACCGGCGAAUCUCCGGAGUUGGAUCAAUGACCAAAUUACCACCAUAACCAAGGGCUAUUCCUACCUUGUGGAAUCUCUCAUCUGCAACAUGGCAUAUUAUAAUGCCGUCAUUGGUGAAAAGGAGGUCAUUUCGUGCGCGUGUGAGACCAAGGACUGCUGUGAUAACGAUGAUGAUUACUGCUCCAGCGAUGACGGAUACGACUACACCGAACUGUCGCUGUCGAUUCGAAGCCUGGAGAAGCGCGCUGGCUCCCGAUCAUUCGAUAUCACCUUCUCUGACGGGCGGACGAUGCAUUACACAUCGUUGGGGUACUGGAGUCGAGGCCAGGUCCCCGUGAAUCACCCUCUCAUGCAGCUUGGGUUUGAUUUUGUCGACCAAAAUGACUGCUUGCUGCCCGAUGUCACGCCCACAGCUCUCACCACGACAACCCGCAGAAGAUUCGCAGUCGAACACGAGCUGGAGCUCAAUACGAUCCGUCAGUUUAUUAUGGACGCAGCGAACGGUGUCCUCCGAUCUGGAGCAACGGCCCGGACCGGCGCCAUCUCCAUUACUUUCUUCGUCCAGGCGAUGACGGCCCCCAUCCUCAACAACCCACCGGCGAUGCUGGGAGGAACCCAAUCCUUCAUCCCAAUUGUUCGGGUCAUGAAUGCUCUUGGAAGUACCGCGAAUAACGGUCACUUUGUCUUCUUCCUGAAUGGUUUGAACAACAUGAAGCUGCAACUCUGGGUAGGCAAGGACCCGAUCAACUCAGGCACAAUGGACACCGCCAUUCAAGCCACCGAUCCUAAAACAGCCCUCAACAAUCUCCGAUCGGCCCUCUCCCUUAUUUAUUACCUAAACCAUCCUAUCGCGCACGACAACUGGGUUGGACCCGCAAACGACGUCCGCACUGAGUGGGCCCGCGCCGAAACGGAGUGGUUUGCCCAAGGCAACGGUCGAGAACAGGUGGUGGCAUUCUGGGAUGAAUGGCUGCGAGACUUCAUGAAUGGACGAGCCACGCGUAUCCGCAACUGGGUUCAAAACUGGGCCAGGCAGAUGUACGGUUACUGGGCUGUACGGACAGGCAAUGAUGCCAUACAGACCCUCCAGGCUCUGCGGACCAUCAACAGUCUCGCGUCGGAUCUGGAGAUGGAUCUGGAUGGACUCUACCAGGAGCCAUUGGACUUGGAUUGA